This is a messenger RNA of Scophthalmus maximus (turbot), 1992 nucleotides long. RefSeq names its product myb-related protein B-like. Gene Ontology annotation, molecular function: RNA polymerase II cis-regulatory region sequence-specific DNA binding; DNA-binding transcription factor activity, RNA polymerase II-specific. The record is from RefSeq and is a predicted model, not a curated record. The transcript has 14 exons. Gene Ontology annotation, biological process: positive regulation of transcription by RNA polymerase II; mitotic cell cycle. Lineage: Eukaryota; Metazoa; Chordata; Actinopteri; Pleuronectiformes; Scophthalmidae. Gene Ontology annotation, cellular component: nucleus. The coding region runs from base 183 to 1643 and encodes 486 amino acids.
GGCGGGGCUUAUGACCUAUACUGCAGCCGGACGCCAGAGGGCGAUCCAGGUGACUUGGCUCCACAUCGUCACUGACGUCAGCAGCACCGUUAGUAACGCGUCCAAUCAGAGGAGAGUCUGUUGAACCCUCGCGGCCGUUUCUCUCCUCCUCGGACCCGCCGCCGAAGCUGUUCAGUGUUCGUAUGAUGAGCAGAAGAAGCCUGAGGUCGUGUGUGAUUCGAUCAGGACGUAGAGGACGAUUCUGCAGUGUCAGAGUAGAGACGCCUGCAUGGACACAAGACGAGGGUCAGAGGUCAGAUGUGGACCGGCUGCAGAUAAGGAAUCCAGAGAUUGUGAAAGGUCCCUGGACUGAGGAGGAGGACGAGAGGUUGAUCACGCUGGUCCAUAAGAACGGUAUGAAGCGCUGGUCGCUUAUCGCCAAACACCUGUGCAGUCGUAGCGGGAAGCAGUGUCGCGAGCGCUGGCACAACAACCUGGACCCGGCGGUGAAGAAGGGCAGCUGGACGCGGGAGGAGGAUCUGAUCAUCUGUAAGGCCCAUAGACUUCUGGGUAACCGCUGGGCCCACAUUUCCAGACUGCUGCCUGGCAGGACAGAUAACUCCAUCAAGAACCGCUGGAACUCCACCUUGAGGAGGAAGGUGAACAAGCUGAGACAGGAAUUCAGCUCUAGGACCUGCACCCGCCCCACCACCACCAAGGCGGACAGUGUGUCCAACGUGAUGGACAAGUCCAGCUGCACCUUGAGCGAACAGAGAAGCUUCGCCUACCUGUGCUCCACCUGUCCCAGCCCCUCCUCCUAUCUGAGAAUGUGCAAGGUGUUUACACAGAAGUUAACGGUGUGCUGUGUGCAGGUGGAGCAGCUGAUGAGCAGUGAGGACAAAGCAUCCGCCUCCGAGCUGCAUCAGCAGGAGGUGGAGCAGGAUGUGGAGCUUCUCCCCCUGAUCUUCUCCCCCUCUCAGGUGGAGCAGCUGAUGAGCAGUGAAGAGUUAGCCUCCACCUCUGAGCUGCAGCAGCAGGGGGUGGAGCUUCUCCCCCUGAGCUUCUCCCCCUCUCAGGUGAAGAGCAGUCGUUGUCCUGAUUUCUCCAAUCUGUGCAGUUCUGAGGACCAGACGUUUCCACCCACCUCCGACCCCGUCUGCUCCCUCAAACACUCGAGCAGCACCGAGCAGCAGGACUGUCUGCACUGCAACAACCAGACGCCUCCAGAGAUCCGGGAGAAGAUCAGACGUCUGCUGACGUCAGGUCCUUGGACACCGUCACCACUGAGGAUGAGCAGCAGUCAGGACGAGAUCGUUUCAGUUCGUCUGAGCCGAACCAGGAACACAACGUGGAGGGUCGUCGACCUCGACAGCCAGCUGUCCGACAGCAGCCCGGAGGUCCAGUGGGAGAGUCUGCUGAGCCCCGUUCUGCAGGACGUGAUGUGGUGUGAGCAGCCUGUUAGUGAGCUACAGUCCCUAGAGGAUCCCGCACCCCCACCGACCCCUUUCGAGCCACAGGGGGCGCCAGUGGGCGUCACAACAGCCGGCACCGACCCCCUCCUCAUCUGCGUGGGCGUGGCUCUGGACGAAUCACCGCCCUGCGACAAAGAAAGGUUACAUUACCGCUGGAUGUCAGCCAAUCAGCUGCUGAUCUCCAUGUCCUGAUCCUGGACCUUUUGGACCCGAUCCUGAUCCGGGACCUUUUGGCCCCAAUCCUGAUCCUGGACCUGGACCCGAUCCUGAUCAUGGACCUGAUCCUGGACCCGAUCCUGAUCCUGGACCAGAACCCGAUCCUGAUCCUGGACCUGGACCCUGAUCCUGGACCCGAUCCUGAUCCGGAUCCUGGACCUGGGCCAUUCCGGACCCGAAAACCUGAGUCGCAGUACAAUUCAACCUUAAGAUGAAGAAAACGAACGUGAUUCACUUCAGAUGAAACAAACGUCCAGAACAUGAAUAGACAUAAACUGAGAGUCUGGUGAAUGUGGCGGAAAAUAAUAAAUAAGGUCUGAAGGAU